UGGAAUGGACACUGAUAGAAUCACCACCAAAGCUAAAGUAGAGUACCGGAUCAAGAAAAUCGAAAUAGAAGGUAAGGAAGUUAUAGACACUAUCAUUAUAACGUACGAUGAUGAUAGUAUAUGGUCUUACGGUUUAGGAGGGAGAAAAUCCCACCAGAAGACAAUAAUCUUCUCAGGAACUGAAUACUUGGUACGAGUGACCCACGAAACACUGGUAAACAGAAGAUGGGCAGGAGCGGCACUGGAGCUGGAGACAAACCGAGGCAGAGUGUUCUCCUUUGAGCCCGUAUGUUCGAGUACACCCAAACACAAGCGCACCACUAUAACAGCUGAACCUGGGAUGGAGAUACUAUCUUUACAGAUACGGUCAGGUGCUCUGGUGGGGUAUGAGCAGCAGCCGUGUAGAGAGGAGAGUGUAGCUGUUGAAGAGUGGUAUAGUGUGCUUUAUCAGGGAACCAAGGAAGAUGGGGUGGAGGUGAAGGAGUUCUCAGAGAAGCAGGAGGCGGUGAGGUGGUGGCAGGGGAUCAGGGACAAGUGUAGACAGAAAUCAGGGCGUGGAGCCUUGUUUCUUGAUACCAAGAGGAACACGAUACUGAAUAAGACAGGAUCUGAGGUUAUAGGGGUCACGAAAUCCUCUCCGAACCUCCACGUGGUGUGGCCUGGUUGGCACUAA
Molecule: messenger RNA, 673 nt
Organism: Bolinopsis microptera
Lineage: Eukaryota; Metazoa; Ctenophora; Tentaculata; Lobata; Bolinopsidae
Exons: 3
Coding region: 5-673 (222 amino acids)
Source: RefSeq, a predicted model, not a curated record